ACCUCUCGUUAUCUUUCUCUCCCCAAAUAUAGGCAUUUCUGCUUAGGAUUUAUUUUAGACGAAAGCUGGAUCUUUCCUUACAAUGUCGGCAAAGUUCAUUGAAUCUUGUUUCUUUCUCUCUCUAUAAACGCUUUUACAACUCUCGAUUCGCAGGUUUUCUAGGGUUUUUUCGAGGCAUCAAUCUAGCAAUUUUUUCCAGAAACUUGCCUGAGUGAUGUUGAGAAGUAACUUACACUCGGACCUUGGUGCUUCUUUCGUGCAACAUUAAUUGCAUACAUCUUGCCCCUUGUCAUUGUGCUGGAGUUCUGAAAUUAUAUUUUGAGCUUCUCAUGACCAUUGUUUAAAGAUGGGAUUCAUUCAGAAUGAAAUACUGUAUUGUACACUUAUGUAAUUUGCAACAUUCCCGUGCUAGUACAAUUCAUAUUUUAUCUUCUCCACUUGAUGUGUAUUCUGUAUCGAUGGGAAGGAGAAACAAUAAACUUCUUUAAUGGUGGAUUCUGGGUCACCUAAAUUUUGAAUACUCUUCUUGUUCUUCAAUCCAUGGAGAGCUUAGCACAACUGGAAGCCUUGUGUGAAAGGCUUUACAAUUCACAGGAUGCAGCAGAACGAGCUCAUGCUGAAAGCACGUUAAAGUGCUUCUCAGUGAACACUGACUUUAUUUCUCAAUGUCAAUACAUUUUGGACAAUGCUUUUUCACCAUAUGCAUUGAUGCUGGCGAGUUCAAGCUUAUUGAAACAAGUGACUGAGCACCGUCUUUCAUUGCAGCUGCGGCUUGAUAUCCGAAACUACAUAAUCAGCUAUUUGGCUAGAAGAGGACCCGAAUUGCCAUCCUAUGUAACUGGAUCUCUGAUCCAGUUACUAUGCCGUGUUACAAAGCUAGGAUGGUAUGAUGAUGACAGAUUCAGAGAUGUCAUUAAGGAGUGCAUGAAUUUCUUGAGCCAGGCUACAUCGGAUCACUAUUACAUUGGUUUGAAAAUUCUGAAUCAGCUUGUUGCUGAGAUGAACCAGCCUAAUCCAGGUUUUCCUUUGACGCAUCACCGAAGAGUUGCUUGUUCUUUCAGAGAUCAGUCGCUAUUUCAAAUUUUCCAGAUAUCUUUGACUUCAUUACGUCAGCUUAAAAAUGACGUUGAGAACAGGUUAAGAGAGUCAGCACUUUCUCUGGCAUUAAAAUGCUUGUCCUUUGAUUUCGUUGGGUCGUCCUUAGAUGAGAGUUCAGAUGAGUUUGGUACUGUGCAGGUACCAGCUUCUUUUUGUAUUCCAUCUUCUUGGAGGCCAUUCUUAGAGGAUCCCUCGACCUUGCAGAUUUUCUUCGAGUACUAUGCAAUUACUAAGCCCCCUCUCUCAAAAGAGGCGUUGGAAUGUUUAGUGCGCCUCGCCUCUGUACGACGGUCUUUGUUUACAAAUGACACAGAAAGAUCCAAGUUCCUCGCCCAUUUGAUGACUGGAACCAAGGAUAUACUGCAGUCUGGGCAAGGUCUGGCUGAUCAUGAUAACUAUCAUGAAUAUUGUCGCCUUCUUGGUCGCUUCAAGGUGAAUUAUCAGUGUUCUUUUCAGUUAUCCGAGCUUGUAAAUGUGGAAGGCUACAGUGACUGGAUUAGAUUAGUAGCGGAGUUCACGUCAAGGUCUUUGCAGUCAUGGCAGUGGGCCAGCAGCAGUGUGUAUUACCUUUUAGGGCUUUGGUCCAGACUAGUUACAUCAGUGCCAUAUCUGAAAAGCGACACUCCAAGCCUGCUAGAUGAAUUUGUGCCCAAAAUAACUGAAGGUUUUAUUGCGUCUAGAUUCAGUUCAGUGCAGGCUGCAUUACUUGAUGAUCUCUCGGAAGACCCUCUGGAUAACGUUGAACUUCUUCAGGACCAACUUGAUAGCUUUCCAUACCUUUGCAGAUUCCAGUAUGAAGGCAGUAGCUUAUAUAUUAUUAAGCUUUUGGAGCCCAUUCUGCAGUCAUACACGGAAAGAGCCAGAUUGCCAUCUACUGGAGAUAUAGAUGAUCUUUUUGUGGUGGAAGGACAACUGGCUUGGGUUGUUCAUAUUAUAGCUGCCAUUUUCAAGAUCAAACAGACCACUGGUUGCAGUGCAGAGCCACAAGAGCUAAUUGAUGCAGAACUUGCGGCACGAGUUUUUCAGUUGAUAAAUGUGACAGAUACCGGGUUGCACACUAAGAGGUGCGAUAAAAUAAGUAAGCAAAGGCUUGAUCGGGCUAUACUUACAUUUUUUCAGCAUUUCAGAAAAUCAUAUGUUGGUGAUCAGGCAAUGCAUUCAUCAAAGCAGUUGUAUGCUCGGCUAUCUGAGCUUCUAGGUCUCCACGAUCAUCUUGUGCUGCUUAAUGUCAUUGUUGGGAAAAUCGCUACAAAUCUUAAGUGCUACACAGAGUGUGAGGAGGUUAUUGAGCACACUUUAACUCUGUUCUUGGAGCUGGCUUCAGGAUAUAUGACAGGAAAACUGCUUCUCAAGUUGGAUACUAUCAAGUACAUUAUUGGGCAUCAUACAAGGGAGAAUUUUCCAUUUCUUGACGAGUACAAAUGCUCACGUAGUAGAACAACUUUUUACUACACCAUUGGCUGGUUGAUAUUCAUGGAGGACAGUCCCGUGAAGUUCAAAACUUUCAUGGAUGCACUUUUGCAGGUUUUCUUGAAUUUGGAGUCAACACCUGAUACUGUGUUUCGCACGGAUACUGUAAAGUACGCACUGAUAGGUCUGAUGCGGGAUCUUAGGGGGAUAGCUAUGGCAACAAACAGCCGUAGAACGUAUGGUCUUCUCUUUGAUUGGUUGUAUCCCACACAUAUGCCGCUUCUCUUAAAGGGCAUAACACUUUGGACAGACACACCAGAGGUUACAACUCCUCUGUUAAAGUUUAUGUCGGAGUUUGUUUUAAAUAAAGCUCAGCGUUUGACUUUUGACUCAUCAUCUCCAAAUGGAAUUCUAUUGUUCCGGGAAGUUAGCAAAUUAAUUGUUGCGUACGGCUCAAGAAUAUUGUCCCUUCCAAAUGGCAAUGACAUUUAUGCAUAUAAAUAUAAGGGUAUCUGGAUCUCAUUGACAAUUCUUUCAAGAGCAUUAUCUGGGAACUAUGUCAACUUUGGUGUUUUUGAGCUCUAUGGUGAUAGAGCACUUGCCGAUGCCCUUGAUAUUGCUCUUAAGAUGACAUUAUCCAUUCCUCUAGCAGAUAUAUUGGCAUUUCGGAAGCUUACAAGAGCCUACUUUGGAUUCCUGGAGACUCUUUUCCACAACCAUAUUUCUAUUGUUGUCAAUCUAGACACAAGCUCCUUCAUGCACAUUGUUGGUUCACUUGAAUCCGGUUUGAAGGGUUUAGAUUCCAAUAUUUCAUCUCAGUGUGCCUCUGCUGUGGACAAUUUGGCGGGUUUCUACUUCAACAAUAUUACAGCUGGGGAGGCAACCUCAUCACCUACUACAAUAAAUCUUGCUAGACAUAUUGCAGACUGCCCUAAUCUGUUCCCUGAAAUACUGAAAACCUUAUUUGAGAUUGUUUUGUUUGAGGAUUGUGCGAAUCAAUGGAGUCUUAGCAGACCAAUGCUCAGCUUGAUACUUAUCAAUGAACAGAUAUUCAGCGACUUACAAGCUCAAAUUCUGGCGUCGCAGCCAGCAGAUCAGAGGCCACGGCUCGUAGUUUGUUUCACAAAAUUGAUGGCUGAUGUGACCCGAAGCUUAGAACCAAAAAACAGGGACAAAUUCACCCAAAAUUUAACCAUUUUCAGGCAUGAUUUUCGUGUGAAAUAGAAAAGCCAUACUCUUAACAGCAGCCCUUUGUUUUUUGUCGGAAGCUGCUAUAGAGGAAUUCUCUUUGAUGGCUAUGUGGAGCUUGUUCGUGUUCGGUUGAUGAAGUUGCUGAGAUGCCGAAACCAUCACAGCUCUGCAAGUCAUGUUGGUCACAGUUGAGGGUUUGUUCUUUUUCCAUGAAUUGGAAAGCAAUGAAUAUAAAACCCAAGAAUUGCAGUUCGGUUCAUUGAUGGAUUUCACAUACAUCAGGAGAGGCUUGGAAGUUUGCAAUCAUGAGUUUCAAGGCUGGUAUUUCACAGUUGUAGAUGGUGGUUUUACCGGUGGGUUUAUACAACAGUCUUUAAAAGUCAAAUUCUUUUCUUCUGUCCUUUUUGAUACUUGGGAGUACGAAGUAUAAAUGUAAAUGGUUUGCCUUGUUUUGUAACAGAAGCAACUUUUAUGUAAAUUUCGUUCUUGUCGUCGAUACAACAAUUUUUUAUCAAAUGUUAUUGAUGCUCUGAUCUGUUUUUUCUUUGAA
Amborella trichopoda is the source of this 4249-nucleotide messenger RNA. RefSeq names its product ARM repeat superfamily protein. The record is from RefSeq and is a predicted model, not a curated record. Gene Ontology annotation, biological process: protein export from nucleus. Gene Ontology annotation, cellular component: cytoplasm; nuclear pore. Gene Ontology annotation, molecular function: small GTPase binding; nuclear export signal receptor activity. NCBI's taxonomy places the organism in Eukaryota, Viridiplantae, Streptophyta, Magnoliopsida, Amborellales, Amborellaceae.